Molecule: messenger RNA, 957 nt
Organism: Metarhizium brunneum ARSEF 3297
Lineage: Eukaryota; Fungi; Ascomycota; Sordariomycetes; Hypocreales; Clavicipitaceae
Source: RefSeq, a predicted model, not a curated record
AUGCCAAGUCUUUCGACACCACGAAACGACAUGCUGGACCAGAGGCAGCUUGAAACAGGCGUGACACUCAACCUCUUUGAAGCCUCGUUGGACGAAGGCACGAUCAGGCAGAAGAAUACACCGACGGACCAGAUUCAGCGGAUGGUGAUAACCGAUCGUAAUCCCACAAGCCCCUACAAGAUCCAGGUCCUUCUACGAACAUGCAUCCACGGGACGAUGGAUAUUCAGACUAAACAACCAGCGUCGUUGAUCAUAGUGGACUAUUCCAUCAUGAUUACAAAGGAAGGCGCUCGUUUUUCAACCGUGGACACCAGUUUUGAAUUCUCCGAGUACCUAACACCAGCUGAGCAAGCUGAGGCUGCGGGAAGUUUCAGCCGAGGAACAUGCCCUUCGGUCAUCGCUUACGCACCCUUCGAGGAACCUGUCAGGUUCAAUUAUAUGGCUUCAGAGGAGAGCAAAAAGACUCAAUUGGAAGUCAAGCUUUCUCCCGAAGUGGCUGGCGUUAAGCCAGGCGAAGUCUCUUUCGGCCAGGAGAGGGAGUCGACCUACAGCCGUCGAUAUUUUGACCAGGGUCUUGGAGGGAGAAACUUCGACCAAAACGGGUGUGCUUAUAGGGUCUGGUGGAAUUUGAUCCAAAACAAGAAGGACAAUGCAGGGGUGCCGCCGAAAUUUCGUGUUGCAAUUCUCCUGCAGCGCACGGGGACGGGUAAAUUCCAGGCAAAGUUUGGAUUUGCGGCAAGGGGAGGGUUUGGCUAUCGUCUUGAGGAGCUUACAAAUAGGUGGCUGCGCAGAACUGCCGUCGACGAUCCCAUCAUUUUCGAUCCAAGUGCCGAUCCAAUAGGCAGUGACCUGGACGGAAUGAAGAUAGAUCAACAAGAGCUUAGGAAGCUGAAAGUUGGUUCUGAACUGGCCAACCUGGGUAGAGUUUGGGGUCUCAACCAGUUGCAGAAGCCUUGA